Plodia interpunctella (Indianmeal moth) is the source of this 4866-nucleotide messenger RNA. Its product is annotated as protein sidekick-1-like. The record is from RefSeq and is a predicted model, not a curated record. The transcript is spliced from 10 exons. Lineage: Eukaryota; Metazoa; Arthropoda; Insecta; Lepidoptera; Pyralidae. Gene Ontology annotation, cellular component: neuron projection membrane. Gene Ontology annotation, biological process: synapse organization. The coding region runs from base 563 to 1483 and encodes 306 amino acids.
UUCUCGCUGGCGCGUGAAGACGACGGACGUCUGCGCCGCGCGUUUCUCCAGCCGUCCCACGUUGGGCGCCAGUCAUCCUCACCGCGAUAUCGGCAUGUUAUCAACACUCGCGGUACUAAUGCUUUCCGUAUAUACGCUUAGUGAGCGAUAACUGUGAUGUGAGGGAUCUGAAACCAGUAUCGUUGAAGUGAUUGUGUUUCUUUUUUGGAAAUUUAUCUUACAAAUAGUGAAUCGUAGCUAAGGACCAAAUUGCUAUCAAUUAAAUUGAUAAGACAAUUGGAAGCUAAUGUAAAUCCGAAUUUCUUACAGUAAUCUGUUUAAAUCACUAGAAAGAAAAACUUGUGAAGUGACACGUGACAUUUGUGUAUCGUUCUGGAGGAAUUGAAUUAAUUUCUCUGCCACACCGUGGGAAAUAAAUGAAGACAAAAGUCCAGACACGAAUGAGGCAUUAUUUCGAGAAUUUGACCAAAAUAAACGAAGAGGAGAGCGGGAGUGUUAAUGAGAAAUCGCAAUAAAAUGUGAAGCUGUCAGAAUUACACCUCGCGAGGCGAUGUGAUCACGAAUGAGGAAGAAGAAGAACAUGGCGACGAAGAUGCUGCUCUCGCUACUGCUCCACUACGUCUGCGUGGCCACCACCGACAAUAUACCCGGCUCAGGUGUGGGCACGCUGCCGGGAGUGAGCGGAAGCGAGGGCGUGCGUCAAGACCGCCCGUACUUUGAUGAUGUAUCUCCGAGAAACGUCUCCGCGGUGGUCGGACAAGCAGCCGUGUUGAGAUGCAGAGCGAAACAUAUAGGGAAUAGAACUGUGUCCUGGAUGCGAAAACGCGACCUGCACAUCCUGACGUCACACAUCUUCACGUACACCGGAGAUGCAAGGUUCAGCGUCUUACAUCCUGAACCCUCGGACGACUGGGACCUGAAGAUAGACUACGUGCAGCCGCGAGACGCCGGCGUCUACGAGUGCCAGAUUAAUACUGAGCCCAAAAUCAACAUGGCGAUCAUACUCUCCGUUGAAGGUGAACAUGAGUCCUCCCAACCCGCGACCCCGGCCCCGCCCCGUUCCUCAGCGGCGGCGGCAAGCAUCUGGGGCUCGCAAGACGUGUAUGUGAAGAAAGGCAGCACGAUAUCGCUGACGUGUUCAGUGAAUGUCCAUUCCUCGCCUCCUUCCAGCGCCUCCGUUUUAUGGUACCACGGCAACUCAGUAGUGGACUUCGACUCGCCGCGAGGGGGCAUCAGCCUCGAGACAGAGAAGACGGAAGGGGGCACCACCAGCAAACUACUGGUCACCAAAGCAGCUUUGACAGACUCCGGGAACUAUACUUGUGUGCCCAACAAUGCACACCCUGCCUCUGUAUCCGUGCAUGUGCUCAAUGGUGAGCACCCGGCGGCGAUGCAGACCAGCAACCGAGCUUCGUCCUACCUCACGUCCCAGAUCAGCUGCGCUCUCCUCACCUACCUUCUCUCGUCUGCAGUCUGCAGAUGAUGGGCUUGAGUCUUCAAGGAGGUCGGAGCUGGCGAUAGGAGCUUUAUGUGAAUUGUGAAUGUGCUUUAUUUAAAUGAAUUGUUUACGUUAAUACUUCUUCACGUCCCAUCUGAAUAAUAAUUAGAAUCAUUUACUUAUUCCUUUUUUACGUCAACUUUACACCACGUCCAAGUCACAUCACAUCGACAGUAGGUAUGUGAUCAAUACUAUCUUUUGUCAUCUGCAGACGGGCAAGUAUUAUCUAUUUUAAAUCUUAUUUAUGCCUUCAGAAAACUGCUCGCGGUUGUCAAAAUUACUACAAAUUAAAUUAUAAUUAUAAUACUUAGUUAAAAUAGUAAAGGUCCCAGAUUUCCACAAAAUUUAAAGGUAGAUUUUACGCUGACUAUAGCCUGGGCCGUUGCCGCGGCGUCACGGCCCCGAAUGCAACUGGGAUCAUGCGAAAAUGAGAGAAAGAGAGCGAAUAAAAGUAAGGACAAAAGAUGCCAUAAUUCGAUUUUCACGAGUCCUUUAAAGAAAAAAUUACAAUUCCACACAUAUAUUUCACUUUUUGCUAAAAAUAUUGUGGUACCCUGUGAAAAACGACUGUUUUAGACAUAAAUUCAUUUCAUUCAAUAUUUGCAUAGAGCUAUGAAUUUAGAUCUAUCCAAACAAAUUCGGUUGUGAACAAUGGAAAAAGGAUUUUGUUGAACCACAAAACAUUUAUUUUUCAAUUUGUGAAAAACUGAAUAAAAAGGCUCCUAUUGCUCCUCCUAUUGCAGUAAAAACCUAAAUUAUAAGUAAUUUAACUCGUUAGAACAAUUGUUAUAAAAUGAUCAGAAGGAAACGAAAUGAGUGAUCUAAGUAGAAUAAGAUUAAUUUACUCUAAGUGUAUACUAUUGUAAUGUACGGCUUUAUUUGUGUAUGUUUAAUUCAUAAUUUUGCAUAUUCGUCCUAUGCACGGUGGAACAAUUUUUAACGUUUAUAAAGUUUGCAAAACUUAACCAAUACAUCAUUCUGAUCUUACUUCAUUAACGAUUCAAUAAAAAUUGCAAUUUAGUUUUAUGUUUCAAAUUGAAAAAUAAUUAUGAACGAAAGCAAAUUGUGAGGUGAAAAAUAUUAUAUUGUGUAAAAUUUGAACGCGGAGGUUGUUUAAUGUUUUAUUUUUCAUUUUAUAUGGCCGUCACAAACGCAAAUGUGACAAGUGAUAAUAAAUUGUUAUUUCCAGAUAAAUUUUAUUUUAUCGUACAUUUCCUGCCUUUUUAAGAGCAUUUGUGUUAUUAUUUAUUUAUUUCUAUAGAUGAUUGAUUUUAUCCUGAUUGUGAUAUUGUUUUAAUACAUUAAUUGCUCACAUUUAGUUUGUAAUCCUUGAAACGGAAUGUACAUUGACAACUUUGUAAAUAAUAAAUCUAAAACUAUACGUAAUUGUAGAAUAAAGUUUAUAUCAGACAAUGUAAAUAUUUCGUAUUGUUGUAUAUAUCGAGUUUAUAAGAUUGAAUCUCGUAGGGAACCACUCGGGUGGUGGAAAACUCUGUUUUUGUUCCUAGAACAAUUUAAUUAAAUUCAGGUUGGACCUCUUUCCUAGAAAAUUCAAUAAACCUGUGGCGAGCUACAGGAAUUCUAUUUUAUGUGAUGUCACCUGAGGCGGGCAAAAACCCGUUUAACAACGCUGCGUCCGUUAGAUGUUAUUUUUUAAGCUUCAAAAAAAAUAUAAUUAAAUCGAAUGUGAAGAAACAAACAUUAUGUACCUGCAGAAAUACUUACUUAUCGAUAUACUUUCCAUCAUAUGUCGUGAAAAUAAACAAUUAUUGUUAAAACUUAUAACACUAAAGACAAGUCAAACAAACCAUCUUCCCACAAUAACGUCUCGAAACUUCCAUCGAGUACGUUGUCACUAAACCUAACAUAGUUUCCAGAAUAAGAUUACGAACAAAAUUCCACAGGAUAAACUCCAGCAGAUCCGCGGAACGCCGCGUCGAGAUCUGUUUGCCUUAUACUGUGUCAAAUAAGUUCCGCAGGUAAAUUUUCCCACAACUUAAACUAGGAACUUCCUCUACGCUUGUAGGCGACGCGCCGCGGUGAACUGCUCCCGAUGAAUUCAUAUAGAUAUACUUAAUAAGUGCAUCGGUAUUGAAGAUUUUUAUUCUUUGAUGAUAGUGGAUAUAGUCAUAAGAAACUUUGCAAUAUUUUAUCAAAUCGCAGAUCAUUUGGCAUGUACAAUAUGUGUAUUUUUCCAGCAGAAAACAUAAGGACACUAAAUAAAAUGAUAGUCUCCAUACGCUAUCGUUUCAUUCAGUAGUUGUUGCUGAUGUUUCAAUAAUAAUACCCAUCAUUUUCGUUGUCACAUUUUUUGAAGAGUUCAGUGAAGUUUUGAUUAACACAAUAUAAUUUAUGAAAUAAUAAAUUAAAAGUAGGUAUAGAAAGCUCUAAAUAUUUCGCUGUAUUAUAUAUUUACUUGUUAACACUUCAUCUUUAUAUACUUUAAUUUAUUAAGAGGUCCAAUUUUAUUACUUAGAAAUAAUGACAAAUAAAUUUAUAAAAGAAAAAAAUUAUCGACUGUUUCUUACUGUUACGAAAUUCGCGUUUAAUUUGACAGCUUGUUUUCCGUUCGCUUUGAAAACUGCAACUUUAGUGAGACGUGUGCCGGGUGGGUGAUUCUGCAAUGAGUUGCACGUACUCUUGGAGAUAAGUUGUUUGAAUUUGGAAUUAGUUCUGUUUAAAUCUGUUUGAACGCAAGGCGCUUAUACGUGUUUAAACGUAUGUCGUAGCUUAGUGGUAAUUAUAAUGUGUAUGCAUUAUAUGCGUAUAAGCGUCAUCAACAGUAAAUAUACCAUUAUUAGGCAAGUUCAAAGUUAAAUACAAUAUCCGACUGAUAAAAAUAAGCUCGUAGUGGACAAGUUACUUAAUUACGAGAUGUUUUGAAACGAACUUCAAUCUGCGAAUGAGUAAAGAUGAUCGGAUAUUAGUAUGAGACUUCAUGAAAAAUCUUAAAAUCAUCCGUCAUAAUCAAAUCGAGCGAUGAAAUUAUCGUACUUUAGCCCAAAAUAAACAAAACCAUAUGAUUUUUCUGGUUGAUACAACCACUAUUUCAUCCAUCAAAAAUUAGUAAGUCCUCUGAGAGAAUUUCAAAGUGAGCGUAGACCUUGCUUGGCCUGAAACUGUUUUUCCCAUCUUGUAUACUUGUAAAGUAGCUACACAGUAUUAUAGUUCGGUAGAUGAAUUAUCUAGCUAUGUUCCUUAUAAUAAGUAGAUGAUGUUAUAAGUGUAAUUUGAAUGAUUAUUUGUACAAGCGUUUUUAAAUAGCGGGUGAACGUCGCCCCUUAAAAUUAUUGGCGGUCUUUUCGUUUUGUACUUUGUAAAUAUAUUGUAAUGAUGUGAGAGGGGAUAUUAAUAAACAUUAUAAAAAA